CCCAAUAACGCCCACUCAUAAGUAAGCCUCGAGGCUAGAUCUCGACAUGAAGAUAUUUUUCUUUCCUUGAACACGUGGAUGUGAAGUGUGUGAAGUGUGUUAGUAUAGUGACCAAGUAAAGCAAAAUGCCUCCAAAAUUUGACCCAAACGCGAUAUCUAUCGUUUGCCUGAGGGCUGUAGGCGGAGAAGUAGGUGCUACAUCAUCACUUGCUCCUAAACUAGGUCCUCUCGGUCUAUCUCCCAAGAAAGUAGGUGAUGACAUUGCCAAAGCAACUGGGGACUGGAAGGGUCUAAAAGUUACAGUUAAGUUGACUGUACAGAACCGGCAGGCCAAGAUAGAGGUAGUACCCAGUGCUGCUUCUCUAGUCAUCAAAGCACUGAAAGAGCCAGCAAGAGAUAGGAAAAAGCAGAAAAAUAUUAAGCACAGUGGAAAUAUCACAAUGGAACAGGUGUAUGAGAUAGCCAGGAUUAUGCGUGUGAGAUCAAUGGCCCGCUUGUUCUCGGGAACUGUGAAAGAAAUUCUGGGCACUGCUCAGUCUGUUGGCUGCACUGUAGAAAGUGUUAAUCCUCACGACAAAAUUGAUGAAAUAAAUGAUGGCACUCUGGAAUGUCCUGAUGAGUGAUGAGAACAAUUUCAAAAGGAACUGUAAUAACUAUUAUACUGGACACAAAAAUGUUUUGAUACAGUGUUGGUUGGUAAUAGAUGUUUGGUGUAUUAUCAUAAUAUCUGACAUUGGUCACUACUACGAUGUCUUUGAGAGUUUGA
Molecule: messenger RNA, 766 nt
Organism: Halichondria panicea
Lineage: Eukaryota; Metazoa; Porifera; Demospongiae; Suberitida; Halichondriidae
Product: large ribosomal subunit protein uL11-like
Exons: 6
Coding region: 126-623 (165 amino acids)
Biological process (GO): translation
Cellular component (GO): cytosolic large ribosomal subunit; ribosome
Molecular function (GO): large ribosomal subunit rRNA binding; structural constituent of ribosome
Source: RefSeq, a predicted model, not a curated record